Molecule: messenger RNA, 2452 nt
Organism: Seriola dumerili (greater amberjack)
Lineage: Eukaryota; Metazoa; Chordata; Actinopteri; Carangiformes; Carangidae
Gene: mcoln3a
Product: mucolipin-3-like
Exons: 13
Coding region: 86-1738 (550 amino acids)
Cellular component (GO): lysosomal membrane; plasma membrane
Molecular function (GO): NAADP-sensitive calcium-release channel activity
Source: RefSeq, a predicted model, not a curated record
CGGUGACUGCACCGUCUUCACAGACAGUAGUGAGGCGUGUGUUAGACUAGUUCCUCUGUGGCUCACUGCAGGUGAUAGCAGUAUAAUGGAGGACUCCCAACCUCUGUUGAGGUCUGAGGAGAGGAGGCAAAACUGCCACUACAGAUGGAGCACUCACACUCUGGAGUCGAAGGUGGUGGAGGAUUUCAGACGAAGGCUCAAGUACUUCUUCAUGAACCCCUGUGAGAAAUACAGAGCCAGGGGUCGCAAACCUUGGAAACUGAUGUUACAGAUAGUAAAAAUUGCCAUCAUCACAAUCCAGUUAGUGUCUUUUGGCCUGAGCAACGAAAUGAUGGUCACCUUCAAAGAUGAAAAUCUGAUGACUUUCAGACAUCUUUUUCUCAAAGGAUACAAAGAUCACCGGCUGGGAAGCUAUGCACUUUACACGAAAGCGGAUGUGUAUGAUCACAUCGACUACAUUAUCAACAGGUACAUCGAUCUCCAGAACCUGACUGUAGGUAAUCUUGCAUAUGAGAGGGCUGAUGGCGAGUACACUCCUUUGUCUGUCUGUCAAGAGUUUUACAGAAACAGCAGCAUUGAUCCUGGGAACGGAACCUUUGACAUUGAUCCACAUAUUGAUAAAGAUUGUAUUUCCAUAUACCCUGUGCAGUUGUUUGGCAACCGCAGUUUGGCCACUCACUUCAACUUCUCUUUAGAUUUCAAAAGGCUGCUAUCAGUGAACAUCUACCUAACACUGAAAACCAUCAAUCUGCAGACGGUGCGGCACCAUGAGCUACCAGACUGUUAUGACUUCCAUAUAAUGAUCAUGUUUGACAACCAUGCACACAGUGGAAAGAUAAAAGUUGAUGUUAAAAAUGAUGUUAGAAUUUACGAAUGCAGGGACUGGAACGUGGAAGGCGCCUCUGGGAAGAAUGAUUAUCUCCUCUUGUGGUUUGACUCUGUGGUCAUCCUCGCAUGUUUCACCUCUCUCGUCCUCUGUACUCGAUCUGUCAUCAAUGGCAUCCAACUCCAGUUUGAGUUCAACAUAUUCUUCCAUGCAUACUACAAUAAAAUUGUCACUUGGUCAGACCGCAUGGAGUUUGUGAAUGGCUGGUAUAUCCUCAUCAUCGUCAGCGACACAUUGACCAUCGCUGGGUCAGGGCUUAAAAUUGGAAUUCAAACAAAGUUCCUAACAAACUAUGAUGUCUGUAGUAUCUUGCUGGGAACAGCCACCAUGCUUGUCUGGGUUGGUGUGAUUCGUUACCUUGGUUUCUUCAGGAAAUACAAUAUCUUAAUCUUAACCCUGAGAGCGGCGUUGCCGAAUGUGAUCCGAUUCUGCUGUUGUGCGGCCAUGAUCUACCUUGGGUACUGCUUCUGUGGUUGGAUAGUGCUUGGCCCUUACCAUGACAAAUUCCGAACACUCGACAGGGUGACAGAGUGUCUCUUCUCUCUCAUCAACGGCGACGACAUGUAUGCCACCUUCCUCAACAUGAGAGACAAGAGCUACAUGGUGUGGCUCUUCAGCAGAAUCUACCUCUACUCCUUCAUCUCCCUCUUCAUCUACAUGGUGCUCAGCUUGUUCAUUGCUCUCAUCACUGACACCUACGAGACCAUCAAGCAUCAUCAACAAGACAAGGUGCCAGUGUCCCAGCUGCAGGCCUUCAUAGCAGAGUGCAGGGACCAGCCUGAGUCUGGAAGAUACCAGACGGAUGAAGAGCCAGCGUCCUGCUGCCUCUGUCCAUGCUGCUGCUUUGGAUGAUGUGAGGAGAUGUAGCAUGAGCCUAUGCCAAGUAUAGAGUAGUAGAGUUAGCAUCUUACUCAAGCAGAAGUUUUACUGGACUUGCUGAAAACAGCUGUAAAGUAAAAUACAAAAACUUUUGUUGAAGACUGCUUUAUGGUCACCUUAAAAGAGCCAAUGUGCUAUCCUCAAGGUAACAAUGUCAGUAUUAAUAUGCAUUACCAACCAUUUCCUCUUCAGUGCAGUGGUGGAUAACUUUAUACUUUCAAGAAAGAUUUCUCAGAUUUUUACCUUAAGAAGAAAAAACCUCCAAUGCAAACUUAAGAGGACUUUUGUCCUGACUGCACAAUAAUAACACAAGUGCACAAGCGGUAGAGUACAAUACUUCAAAAAUCUAAAUGAAGGUUUACUGGUUUUAAAAUCAAACUUACCCUGAAUGUACUGAAAUUUGUUGCUUUUCAUCUGUUGUACUGUAUGUGUUGUAGGCCUACUGUUAAUAUUUUCUGUGCAUAUUUUCUGUAUACUAUACUGACAUAUGAACUAUAUGGAUUACUUCAAUGGUUUUACUUGCUGUUUCUAUUUAUUUUUUGCACCUCUGACCAAAUGACCAAAUUUUCUUUAUUUGCCAAUUAAGUUGAUUCUGACCGAUGUUCUGAUCAUAUUCUAUAUCCUAUUCUAUUAUGUCUCAACAUUUUACUUUCACUGAAGAAAAUAAAAUGUAUCCCACAGUAGUGC